AUGGUGAUAGUGACAUUUUUGUUUGUUUUGCUGCUUUCUCUGCUGAUUCUCCUCUUCCUGAAACAACUCUGGUCCAAAAGACAUUUGCCUCCUGGUCCUUUGGCUCUACCUCUCAUUGGGACUGCCUUGGCAAACGGGAUUUCAUUUCAUGAAGAUUACUUCCUUAAGCCUGCAAAACGAUAUGGAAAUAUAUACUCCAUAUGGAUUGGACAUCACCUUCUAGUAGUGCUGUCUGGAUUCAAAGCUGUGAAAGAAGGAAUGACCAGCUUCCCAGAAGAAUUCUCUGAUCGACCACAGAAUGCAUUCUUAACUGCUUCAGAGAAAGGAAGGGGAAUUAUUAUUUCCAAUGGUCACACCUGGAAACAGCAGCGGCACAUCGGCAUCACUUCUCUGCGGAAGCUGGGCCUGGGGAAGAAAAGCAUUGAGCAUAGAAUAGAAGAAGUUGCUCAGACAUUGGUGGAGAGCUUUAGACAAACAAAAGGACAGCCAUUUGACCCUUCAUUUCCAGUAAUAAAUGCAGUUUCUAAUGUCAUAUGUGCUUUGAGUUUUGGACAUCAGUUUGGUCCUGAAGACGAAAACUUCCAGAAGUUAAUUCAAGCCCUUGAAACUGUUGUGAAAUAUACUGGUGGCUUUUUUCAAGCGAUGAACAUUGCGUUCCCACAAUUAAUGAAGUAUGUCCCGGGCCCUCACAAGGAUGGGUUGGCUUCUAUGGAGGUGAUCACUUCCUUUGCAAAGCAGGAAAUAGAGAAACACAAGGAAUCCAGCUCUCUGCAUGAACCACAAGAUUUCAUUGAUCACUAUCUACUUCAGAUGGAGAAGAGUAGAAAUGACUCCAACUCUACCUACAAUGAAGAGAACCUGGCUCAGUGUAUUUUUGAUUUUUUCGGUGCUGGAACAGAGACAAGCUUGAUUACUCUGAAGUGGGCACUGCUACUCUUGACCAAUCAUCCCGACAUCCAAGAGAAAGUCCAGAAAGAGAUUGAAGAUGUGUUUGGCUUCUCACGGUCAAUUUCCUAUCAGGAUCGGAAGAAGCUGCCCUACACCAAUGCUGUGAUUCAUGAAAUUCAGCGUGUAAAAUAUGUCUUUGUAGCUGGGGCUCCCAGGCAAAGUACAAAGGAUGUGAAGAUGAAGGGUUACCACAUUCCAAAGAGGACCAUGAUUAUGGCAGACCUGCGCUCUGUUCUUCUUGAUCCAGAACAAUGGGAGACACCUGAAGAAUUCAACCCAAAUCACUUUUUAGAUAAGGAUGGGAAGUUCAUUGAACGGGAAGAGUUUCUGCCAUUCGGAAUAGGUGAACGCGUAUGCAUGGGAGAGCUGCUGGCAAGAAUUGAGAUCUUCAUCUUUCUGACCAGCCUGUUGAAGGCCUUCAGCUUCCGGUUGCCUGCAGGAGUAAAAGUACUCAAUGAAGCCCCUAUUGUAAAAGCGACAAUGAAUCCACACCCUUACAAACUGUGUGCUAUUCCCACAAAGGCUUAA
Messenger RNA from Protobothrops mucrosquamatus (brown spotted pit viper), 1476 nucleotides. RefSeq names its product cytochrome P450 2J5-like. The transcript has 9 exons. Gene Ontology annotation, cellular component: cytoplasm; intracellular membrane-bounded organelle. Gene Ontology annotation, molecular function: heme binding; iron ion binding; oxidoreductase activity, acting on paired donors, with incorporation or reduction of molecular oxygen, reduced flavin or flavoprotein as one donor, and incorporation of one atom of oxygen. Lineage: Eukaryota; Metazoa; Chordata; Lepidosauria; Squamata; Viperidae. Gene Ontology annotation, biological process: arachidonate metabolic process; xenobiotic metabolic process. Bases 1 to 1476 code for a protein of 491 amino acids. The record is from RefSeq and is a predicted model, not a curated record.